AUUGAAUCAAAACAUAGUGAUGAGUGAUGACGCACUUUCUAUAGACCGUAAAGAUGAAGAAGCUGCUUCGUACCUUCAAAACGCGAAGCAGCUGAACCGUCGUUCAUUGAUCUUCUUUCCUUCCUUUGACUUCUUACUUGGUUCAGCAAAUCCUAAGUCCUCACACUUCUCAACCGCCACAAUCUUCAUAUCUUUCCUUUCCCAGUUGAAGUUGCAAUUCACUGCUUUGCUGUGUAUCAUUGUUUUCCUAUAACUGGCCAUACAUAUCCAUCUCAGAUUCUCUUCACUCAUUCCCUUCACCCCCGCUUCUGUUUGUGAUCCUUUUCUCUUGGAGAACAAAUUCAAGUGAGGAACACCACUCAGUACUAAACUUGGAUAUGAUGGGAAGUCAAACUAGCAAGAACACUAGUGGUAGUGAUGUUCCAACGCCCAUCAAAAUGGGUACCCAUUCUCUGUAUGCGGCUGAUUUAAGGUCUUACGAAGCUGCAUGUGUUGAAGAUCCUAACUUGCAAUCCUUAGAUGCUACCAUUCAGGAGCGCACCAACAGGGUGAUUACUUCCCUUGCUCAUGGGAUUGAGGUUCGUUCCAUAUCGAUUGAGUCCCUACGAGAAGUGACUGGUAGUUUGCUUGAAAUGAAUCAGGAUGUUGCCAAAGUCAUUCUAGAGUGCAAGCAAGAUAUAUGGAACAAGAAGGACAGGGAGUUAUUCUCCUUGGUGGAGGAUUUCUUUGAAAACAGUCUUCAGACAUUGGAAUUCUGUAAUGCUCUUGAUAAAUGCUUGAAUCGAGCACGUGAAAGACAUGUUAUUGUUAAGUCUGCAAUUACCUCUUUUGAGGAAGAGGUGCAAAAUAGGGUUGAAGGGUCCACUUAUGUGAAGACAUUGCAAGAGCUCAAGAAUUUCAAAGAAGCUGGAGACCCCUUCACGGAUGAGUUUUAUUCGAUGUUUCAAUCUGUUUAUGCUAAACAAGCGUCAAUGCUGAAGAAAUUACAAAUUAGAAAGCAGAAGCUUGAUAGGAAAUUGAAGUCCCUCAAGACACUGAAGCGGGUGUCCAAUGCCAUUUUUGUUGCUGCUUUCGUGUCUGUUUUGAUUUUCUCGGUGGUGGCAGCUGCAGUUGCUGCACCACCUGUGGUAACUGCUUUGGCUGGUGCAUUGGCUGUUCCAAUUGGCUCAGUGGGAAAAUGGUGUAACUCGCUUUUUAAGCGAUACGAGACAGCUCUAAAGGGCCAAAGGGAAUUGAUCAGUUCAAUGCAGGUUGGUAGUUACAUUACAUUGGUGGACUUGAAAAACAUUCAGGUGCGAAUUGAUCAAUUGGAAAUAAAGAUUGAAUCCAUGUUGCAGAGUGCUGAUUUUGCUCUUAAAAAUGAGGAUGCUGUAAGGUUUGCAAUUGAUGAGAUUAAGAAGAAUAUAGACACUUUUGCUGAGACCAUUGAGAAUUUGAGUAAGCAAGCUGAUGAAUGUAGUCGGCAGAUAAGGAGAGCAAGGACAGUGGUUGUGAAAAGAAUUAUUAAUUACUCUAGUUAGACACCAUUUUGGCAUGUUUUAUAGAUUACUCUCUCUACUUGUCAUCUUCUUUUGCUCCUGCUAUAAUGUACUCAUUAAACACCCAGCUUAUAAUGGCUAUGAGGUGCUUUAUGAUUAUGGAGAAAAAUAAAAAUAUUAAC
Messenger RNA from Abrus precatorius (Indian licorice), 1660 nucleotides. RefSeq names its product UPF0496 protein At2g18630-like. Lineage: Eukaryota; Viridiplantae; Streptophyta; Magnoliopsida; Fabales; Fabaceae. The transcript has 2 exons. Bases 378 to 1520 code for a protein of 380 amino acids. The record is from RefSeq and is a predicted model, not a curated record.